AUGAGUUCUCCGGUAGUACUAAGCAAGAAGGAUAACGAGGAGGACAUCACCGUCGACCUCUAUCCAUUCAUUCGCGAGUACAAGGGCGGCCGUAUCCAGCGCUUACUGCGCAGUCCAUUCGUGGCAGCAUCGGAGGACGCGGCUGCCAACCGUGGCGUGGCAACCAGGGACGUCGUCAUCGACAAAACCACCGGCGUGUCCGCACGCCUGUUUCUUCCCUCCGUUGCCGCCGCGACAGGCGAGCGUCUCCCCGUCAUCAUGUACGUCCACGGCGGAUCCUUCUGCACUGAGAGCGCGUUCUGCCGCACGUACCACAACUACGCCAGGUCCCUCGCCACGCGCACAGGGGCGCUCGUCGUGUCGGUGGAGUACCGUCUAGCGCCGGAGCAUCCCGUGCCUAGGGCCUACGACGAUGCAUGGGCAGCGCUCCAGUGGGUGGCAUCCCGCUUUGAUCCCUGGCUCUCUAGCUACGCCGACCCCGGGCGCAUGUUCCUCGCCGGCGAUAGCGCCGGCGGCAACAUCGUCUACAACACGGCGGUGCGUGCGGCCAGCCAUGACUUCGUCGACAUUGAGGGGCUUGUCAUCGUGCACCCCUACUUCUGGGGGGUUGAGCGGCUGUCCGCCAGCUGUGAGACAGUCUGGGACGGCGUUGCCAUGUUUACUCCUGAGGUGGUCGACAGGGUCUGGCCGUUCGUUACGGCCGGCCGGCUUGGCAACGACGAUCGCAGGAUCAACCCUCUAGACGAGGAGAUAUCCUCGCUUACAUGCCGGCGUGUGCUGGUCGCCAUCGCCGAGAAAGACAUCUUACGUGACCGCGGGCGCCGGCUGGCGGCUCGCAUGCGCGUCUGCUGCGCAUGGGCCGAUGAUGAAAACGCAGUCACACUGGUGGUGUCGGAGGCCGAGGACCAUGGCUUCCACCUGUACAACCCACUGCGUGCGACCAGCGAGAUUCUCAUGGAGAGUAUAGUGCAGUUCAUAAACCAGCGCACGGCCUUGCCACUGCCGGCCGCUUUGCUCCCGGAGCCGGAGCUGCAUCUGCAUGCAUCCCAAACUAGGAAGAAGAAGGCAUCAUCUGCUGCUGCUGAGAUGGACUCUGUCCAUCCUAUUAUAGGCGUGCCUACUAGACCCUCUAUGACACGUAAUACUACUAGUUGUUUAUAG
This is a messenger RNA of Triticum dicoccoides, 1161 nucleotides long. Its product is annotated as probable carboxylesterase 5. The record is from RefSeq and is a predicted model, not a curated record. Gene Ontology annotation, molecular function: hydrolase activity. Lineage: Eukaryota; Viridiplantae; Streptophyta; Magnoliopsida; Poales; Poaceae. The transcript has a single exon. The coding region runs from base 1 to 1161 and encodes 386 amino acids.